Candidula unifasciata is the source of this 1182-nucleotide messenger RNA. The record is from the annotation of a GenBank genome assembly. NCBI's taxonomy places the organism in Eukaryota, Metazoa, Mollusca, Gastropoda, Stylommatophora, Geomitridae.
AUGCAGGUCACAUCUUCAAAGACUAUGAUGAUUGCGUUGUUGUUGUUUUGCCUUAUGGUUGUUACUGAAGAAACAAUUUCUAAAAGUGACAGAGGCAAAAAGAAAAAGGAAGUAAAGAUAGAAGUGACAGACAGAAAUGUGGUGGACAGGGGCCUGGUCACAACCAGCCCCAAAGUGAAAGACAUAAUUAAAGAACAUUUAUUACACUUUGACAGAGACAGGGAAGUGAAAAACUUUGAAGGAGAAACCCUGGCUUAUGUGACUCCGUGGAACAAUCAUGGCUAUGAUGUGGCCAAGCUGUUUGGGUCAAAGUUCAACUAUGUGUCACCAGUCUGGCUGCAAAUCAAGAGGCAGGCAGGAGGGACAUAUGUCAUGCAAGGCACUCAUGAUAUAGACAAAGACUGGAUUUCAGCAGUCAUUCAAGGACGAAAGACACAAAUGGUGCCCAGAGUACUCUUUGAUGGAUGGAGUGCUGAGGAUUUCAGUGCCAUGUUUGAAGAUGAGGACAGCAUUGAAGACUGCAUUGAUACAAUACUCAGCACAGUAAAGAGCUACAAGUGGUCUGGUGCUGUUGUAGAGGUCUGGCCACAACUUGGGGGCAAGCGGCGAAAAGAUCUCAUCCACUUUGUUAAUCACAUGGGAGAAAUGUUUCACGAAGCGAAGAAAGAACUCAUCCUAGUGAUUCCACCUCCUCUGUAUGCCAGGUCUUUUGAUGGUCUCAUCAGCAAGGAGGAUGUGGAUGCCAUGGCAGCAAAUGUUGACAGAUUCAGUCUCAUGACCUAUGAUUUCUCCAAUCCCAGCAGACCGGGACCCAACAGCCCCUUGAUGUGGAUACGAGACUGUGUGUUGGCUCUGGCUCCUGAGCAGGGUUCCCCUCUGAGAAAGAAGUUGCUUGUGGGAUUGAAUUUUUAUGGUCUUCACUACUUGGUCGGUGGUGGAGGGGAGCAUUUGAUCGGGUCACAAUAUAUUGACAUACUGAAGAAAAGCAAACCAUUCAUUCGAUGGGAUGAGAAUGUUGCAGAGCAUGUGAUUGAUUACAAAAACUCUGUUGGGCAACACCAGAUAUACUACCCUACCUUGAAGUCCAUUCAAGCUCGACUGAACCUGGCUAAAGAGCUGGGCACAGGAGUCUCCAUCUGGGAGAUUGGCCAAGGCUUGGAUUACUUCUAUGACCUGCUUUGA